CAUAAAACAGAUCAACAAACUCUUGCUAUCGACAGUUAGCACACUGAGAGGAUUCCGAAGAAACGAUGAGCUUCCGUCUCUUAACCAAAGCAUGGCGACACCAAAGCCAAUCCAAAAAUCACACCGCCUUUUCUCACAUACUCCCUCGUUUUUUUUCUCGCAAAUCCCAACGGUCAUCAUUCGGCAUUGCUUUCGACAUUGACGGCGUCAUUCUCCUCGGGAACACUCCCGUCGGUGGCUCUCCGGCAGCAUUGAGAAAACUAUACGAUGCAGAAGGUAGAAUGAAAGUCCCGUACGUUUUCCUUACCAAUGGUGGUGGCAUUCCUGAAGCUAAAAGAGCCUCUCAGCUUAGUGAACUGUUGGGUUUAAGCGUCUCGCCUUCUCAGGUUUUGCAGGGCCAUUCACCAUUUAGACAAUUGGUCGAUAGAUUUGAGCAUAAACUCGUUGUUGCUGUGGGAAAAGGGGAACCAGCUUCGGUGAUGUCUGAAUAUGGUUUUAAAAAUGUUAUCUCAAUUGAUGAAUAUGCAUCGAGCUUUGAAAAUAUCGAUCCACUGGCACCAUACAAGAAAUGGACGACCAAGCUGGCUGCUACUCAGGAUCCAAAGUUUGAUGAGAGUAGUUCACGAAUCGAUGUCUUCUCUGAAAGGGUUCAAGCAGCAUUCAUAGUUAGUGAUCCUGUUGAUUGGAGCAGGGACAUACAGGUUCUCUGCGAUAUCUUGAAAACUGGAGGACUUCCUGGAAGAAAUGUUGGAACGCAACCACAAUUAUAUUUUGCAAAUGAUGACCUUGAAUACCAGACUAAAUUUCCUUCUGAACGUCUGGGCAUGGGAGCUUUUAGGAUUGCACUAGAAUCCAUCUUCAAUCGGAGUCAUCCUCAUUCCCUAGAGUACACGUGUUUCGGCAAACCACAUCCAUCUGUAUUCAAGAAUGCAGAAACUGUAUUACAGCAACAUGUGCCCCAAGUCUAUGAAGAUUUCAACGACAUAAACCAUAAAAACGCUCAACAUUUUCAAACACUUUACAUGAUUGGAGAUAAUCCAGCAGUGGACAUCAGAGGUGCACGACAGACUGGGCGUCCUUGGUUUUCUAUUCUCACGAGAACUGGUGUUUUCAAGGGGAAGGGAAAUCACGACGAAUUUCCAGCAGAUCUGGUUGUUGACACUGUGGAAGAAGCUGUGGACUACAUCCUAGCAAAGGAAUCCGCUUAGUUGGUUUGAUCUGCUUUACAUUGCAUUGCAAAGGCUCUGAUUCUUAGUAGAAAGGGUUAGUGAUUAAAAAAACUAUGUAAUAAUUUAUGGGGGCAUAAUCCUGCCAUAAUCCAUUCAUUUACGAACGUGUAAUUGUUUAUUUUCCCAUUCCCACAUGUUUUAUUUUUUUUCUUCUGAUGGAGAAAUUUAAGGUGGCAGCUUAAUUUAACUACACUUAAGUUAAGCUGUAA
Molecule: messenger RNA, 1438 nt
Organism: Vicia villosa (hairy vetch)
Lineage: Eukaryota; Viridiplantae; Streptophyta; Magnoliopsida; Fabales; Fabaceae
Exons: 12
Coding region: 66-1208 (380 amino acids)
Biological process (GO): glycerophospholipid biosynthetic process
Cellular component (GO): mitochondrion
Source: RefSeq, a predicted model, not a curated record